AUGUCUUUGUGGGUUGACAAAUAUCGUCCAAAGACUUUGCAAGGUUUAUCCCAUAACGAUGGCUUGACCGAGUUGCUCAAAUCGUUAUCACAUCAACCUCGCGAUCUACCACAUCUUCUGUUCUAUGGUCCCAAUGGUAGUGGUAAGAAGACUCGGUGUAUGUCACUGCUAGAAUCGAUCUUUGGGUCUGGGGUGUACAAGAUGAAGAUCGACGUGAGACAGUUUGUUACACCAUCGAACCGGAAACUGGACCUGAACGUGGUGAGUUCAGCCUACCACUUGGAGAUUACGCCAAGUGAUAUGGGGAUCAAUGACAGAAUUGUGAUCCAGGAGCUCUUGAAGGAGGUGGCUCAGAUGGAACAGGUCGACUUUCAAGACUCCAAGGAGGGGCUUUCUCACAGGUACAAGUGUGUUGUCAUCAACGAGGCCGACUCGCUGACCAGAGAUGCCCAAUCUGCGUUGAGACGUACAAUGGAAAAGUACUCGAGAAAUAUUCGACUAAUCAUGGUUUGUGACUCGAUGUCAUCGAUAAUCUCGCCCAUCAGGUCGCGGUGCCUCAUGGUACGGUGUCCGGCAGCAACUAACGAAGAAGUCGUCAAGAUCUUAGAAAAGGUCGCCGCCGAAGAGAAUGUUAAGCUGGAGUCUCCAAAAGUACUAGAAAAUAUAGCGGUAGCAUCGAAUGGCAACUUGAGAACGGCGCUUCUCAUGCUAGAAUCGAUGGCGCUGAACAAUGAGAUGCAGUUGAAGGUAAGCACACCGAUCAUCAGACCCGACUGGGCGAGCGUUAUCCUGAAGAUGGCGAAUAAGAUACAGAAAGAGAGGACGGUGGGCUGUCUCGUGGAAUGUCGAGCCAUCUUGUACGAUCUGCUCGCGCACUGCAUAUCUGCGAGGAUUAUCUUGCAGGAGCUUACCUUCGCGCUGAUGAAGAACCAUAACAGCGACAAGGCAAAAGUAGGCAUCCUCGAGGCUUCAAGCAUUUUCGAUGAAAGGCUUUCCCUGGGAAGCAAGGCUAUCUACCAUCUAGAGGGUUUUGUAGCGAAGGCGAUGUGCGUCAUCGACGGCCAGUGA
This is a messenger RNA of Torulaspora globosa, 1068 nucleotides long. RefSeq names its product replication factor C subunit 5 (gene RFC5). Gene Ontology annotation, cellular component: nucleus; Ctf18 RFC-like complex; DNA replication factor C complex. Lineage: Eukaryota; Fungi; Ascomycota; Saccharomycetes; Saccharomycetales; Saccharomycetaceae. Gene Ontology annotation, biological process: DNA-templated DNA replication; DNA repair. The coding region runs from base 1 to 1068 and encodes 355 amino acids. The transcript has a single exon. The record is from RefSeq and is a predicted model, not a curated record. Gene Ontology annotation, molecular function: DNA binding; DNA clamp loader activity; ATP hydrolysis activity.